CGGAAGUAGACAAAAACAAAACCUGAAGAAUGAGCGACGGUUAACGCUCAACGGGCUCUAAACUCUGCUCAUUAAAUGUGCAAUCUAAGUGUUCAAUUAAAUUCCUCAUCCCGUACUACAAUUUAAGUAUGAGUGAUACAAAUAUCAUACAUUACAAAAGAAAUGCUUUAGAAAGGGGAAGCUAAUCAAAUAGAAAAAGUCUAUAAGUUAGUUAGCACGAAGAUUAAUAAUGCAGCAGGAUUCUGAUUCUGAUCAUAAACAACUAGAACUGCAAACAAAUAGUACAAAAUUUCAUGUUCUGGUCGGUUUGACUGGCAGUGUAGCAGCACUCAAGGCGCCUUUGUUGGUAACACAACUACUUGAGAUUCCAGGGGUUGAUGUACGUGUGGUCACCACAGACCAUGCAACUCAUUUUUUCGAUAUCAGCGAAGUCCCUGUUUGUGUGUACAGAGAUAAGGAUGAGUGGGAGAUAUGGACAAAACGCUCUGACCCUGUGCUACAUAUUGAACUUAGACGUUGGGCAGAUCUUUUAGUGAUUGCGCCACUGGAUGCCAACACACUUGGCAAAAUUGCCAGUGGAAUAUGUGACAACCUUUUGACCUGUGUGGUGCGGGCCUGGGACACCAGCCGUCCUUUGCUCUUCUGUCCUGCAAUGAACACAGCCAUGUGGAAUCACCCUAUCACUGCACAGCAAGUGGCCACACUUAAAGGCUUUGGCUAUGUUGAGAUACCAUGCAUUGCCAAAAAACUUGUCUGUGGAGAAGAAGGCUCGUCUUACAUUCACAGGUAAAGGUGCCAUGGCAGAGGUUUCAACUAUUGUUGAAACUAUCAAACAGUACAUCCAGACACGUCCUCCUGAAUGACCUCGGACUAAACGUACCAGGGCCAGCGGGCAAGGUUAUCCACACAUUGUUAUUAUUAUUCAUGCUCUAUCUUCUAUUACAUUUUAACCUGGAUUUUGCCAUGAAAAGCUGGCAUAGUAUUUAGAAACAAACAAACAUAUUUUUCUGUCAUUUAUAGUUCUUUGUAAUGCUUUUAUUCAUUAUAUACUUAACAUGAAUUGCACUUUCGGUAUUGAAAACAUUGAAACAUUGAAAACAUUACUUUUCAUUAAGUGCCACAUUUUAGCUUAGCUGAAUGUCAAUAUUGUUUAAUCUUUAGAUCCCUUAUGCAAUGGUAGCUUAUCCUCAAUAUGUAACUUAUUAUGAUAGAUGAUCAGAAACUGACACGUCAACACUGUAAAAUAUAAACCGUUGAGUUAAAAAGUUAAAAUUCAAAGCGACUUGAUGCAUUAAGAUUUUUAAGUUCUCUCAACACCUAAGUAACACUACUUUGUUUUGUCAAUGUAAAUUUGUUCGUUCACUAAAGGCAAAAUUCCUCAUUCAGCCAACAAAUUCAUCAAGACAACUACAAAUUUCUUGUUCAGCAAAUUUUAGUAACACAAUAAAUUGAUCUGUCAUUUUGAUAGUUGUACAUAUUAGUCUUAUAGGACACUUAAUAUGUUAAAUGAACCAUGCUAUCUUUGUUUGUGAAGGAGCAAUCGUCCUAAAAAGCAAACAUAUUCAGGACCUCAACACUGGACACACAAACCUCAGGAACGGUGACAACGGUGACAAAGAAAUGAGCUCUUAACAACAAGUAACUAACAAUAAUGACAAAACACCAACAAAAGUUUUAAUAAAGACAGCAAACAGCAAAAUGUUCCAUAAAUAUUGUUUAAAAUGAAAUUCUUUGUUGUUUAACUAGUUGGGACAACAUUUGCGGGAAUACUGUUUGUCUAACUUGGGUUUUUAUGGUUUCAAGUUAUUCACAUUUCUUAAUUUUUGUAACUCAAUAGGUUCUGUAAUCUGGAAAAUAUGGAGUUGCUUUUUUACAGUGUAUUGAUAUUUAUUUUAAGGCAACAACAUAUUCAUGAUUGGUGUAGUUUACUUGAUAAAUUAACUGCUUUAAAUGUCGGAAGUGUAUGUGACCUAGUUGGCAUACAUGUCCUCUCUGUGAAAUUACACCUCUAAGCGAGGGUCUCAGAGGUCGAGUGAGGGGCCUCUAACCGCAACAGUAGCAAGCGGUCAUGAAAAUAGCCUCAGGUUGUACUAGGAGAUACUGAUGUAUUUAACACCUCCAAAUAUCUUGUUUUUACAGAUGUAUAUCCUGUUUGCAGGUUACCGUUAGAAAUGGGUUCCAUCUAUUAUUCACAUGUGGUUAACCACCUUUAUUCUCAUUAGGCACCAAAAGCACAGGCAUAGAUACUAUAUGAUUGCCUUAGAUUUGGAUUAAAAAUAAUAAUAAAAAAGGUUUCAUCUGAA
Molecule: messenger RNA, 2303 nt
Organism: Megalobrama amblycephala (Wuchang bream)
Lineage: Eukaryota; Metazoa; Chordata; Actinopteri; Cypriniformes; Xenocyprididae
Gene: ppcdc
Product: phosphopantothenoylcysteine decarboxylase
Exons: 5
Coding region: 230-790 (186 amino acids)
Biological process (GO): coenzyme A biosynthetic process
Cellular component (GO): phosphopantothenoylcysteine decarboxylase complex
Molecular function (GO): phosphopantothenoylcysteine decarboxylase activity; FMN binding
Source: RefSeq, a predicted model, not a curated record